CCAUGUCUCGUAGCGUCCUGUUGCUGCAUCGCGCUGCCUGCCUCCUGCUGCUGCUGACGACCUGCCUCGCUGUGGAGGAGAGAGAAAGAGGGUGUUGGAGUUGAGAGAGGGGAGGAGAGAGAAAGAGGGUAUAGAAAUCAAAUCCGACACGGCAGCCGUGUCCAAACCCCACUCCGCCGUUAUCUUCUUGUAGCAAUUCGCCCAUGAACGCAUUCCCCUCGCCCUCGAGCUUUGCGGGUCGUGUUAAUGUUCUUCGUGCUCUUCUCCUUGUUCCUUUCUCCCCGCGCCUGCCGCUGCGCCUCUCCUUGUCGCCUCCUCCGCCCCCACGCUUCUCCUUGUUCCUUGCUGCUUCUGCAUGGGCAUGGCCUCCUCCUUCCUUGUUAUUAAUAACGCCCGCUGCUCUUUCUUCCUCCCCAAUUCCCUUCCGCGCUUUCUGCUGCCGUUGUAAGGGGCCAUGGUGAGGAAGCGCCUCGCCUCCGAGCUCAACUUCCCGACCCACUCCUCCUCCUCGUCCUCCUCCCGCCGCGCCGCCCCCAGCCCGCCGCCUUCGCUUUUGUUCCAUCCCCCUGUCGAUUUGUCGGCGGGGAGUGGUGGCGGUGCGCCGCUUUUGCCGGCUCCGUCCGCUUCUUCUCUUCCUCUUUGUGUCUUCUCAGGCCUGCCUCUGUUCGAGCCGGAAGCUGCAGCCGGCGCCUCCGAGGAUGCUCCUUUCGUCGUCGUUGAUGACGCCGCCGCCGCGGUGGCGGGCGCCGAUUGGGUCGAUGGCAUUGUUCGUGAGAUAAUUAGUAGCUCCGCUGCUGGCGGCGAGGUCUCCAUUCCGCAGAUCGUGAGCAGCGUACGUGAGAUUGUCCGCCCGUGUAACCCUGCUUUGGCCGCGCUCCUUGAGUUCCGGCUCCGCUCGCUCGCCUCUGAGCCGACGACGGCGCUUCACGCUGGAGGACCCCCGCCUGAACGCUCCGACAAGCGGCGGAGAGAGAACAGGGGGUCAGUCAUUCCGGAAGUACCGCCGCCGCCGCCGACGAAACGGCCACAGCUACCUCCUCCACGGCCGCUGCUGCAGUCUCAGCCUCAGCGGAGUUCGGCCUCUGCCUCCUCCGACGAGGCAGCCGCCGGCAAAGAGCAGAGGAAGGAGCUGCUGCAGCAGAGGAAUCCGGACGCGGAGGGGCUCCACCUGUUGACGCUGCUCCUCCAGUGCGCCGAGGCGGUAGCCGGUGACAACCUCGACGACGCCCACCACCUCCUGCUGGAAAUAUCCGAACUCUCCACGCCCUACGGCACGUCGGCGCAGCGCGUGGCCGCCUACUUCUCCGAAGCCAUGUCCGCCCGCCUCGUCAGCUCGUGCCUCGGCCUCUACGCGCCGCUCCCGGCGUCGGCUGCGCCGCCGCACCGUCACCGCCUCCUCGCCUCCGCCUUCCAGGUUUUCAACGGUAUCAGCCCCUUCGUCAAGUUUUCCCACUUCACCGCCAACCAAGCCAUCCAAGAGGCGUUCGAGCGCGAGGACCGCGUCCACAUCAUCGACUUCGACAUUAUGCAGGGCCUGCAGUGGCCGGGCCUCUUCCACAUCCUCGCCUCCCGCCCCGGCGGCCCGCCGCAGGUGCGCCUUACCGGCGUUGGCGCCUCCCUCGACGCCCUCGAGGCCACCGGCAAGCGCCUCUCCGACUUCGCCGACACCCUCGGCCUCCCCUUCGAGUUCGUCCCCGUAGCCGAGAAGAUCGGCAACCUCGACCCCGCCCGCCUCGGCGUGUCAUCCCACCGCGAGGCCGUCGCAGUCCACUGGCUCCGCCACUCCCUCUACGACGUCUCCGGCUCCGACAACAACACGCUCUGGCUUCUCCAGCGGUUGUCGCCGAAGGUGGUGACGAUGGUGGAGCAGGACCUGAGCCAGGCGGGUUCGUUCCUGGCGCGGUUCGUGGAGGCGAUCCACUACUACUCCGCCCUGUUCGACUCCCUCGGCGCCAGCUACGGCGAGGACAGCCCGGAGCGGCACGUGGUGGAGCAACAGCUGCUGUCGCGGGAGAUCCGCAACGUGCUGGCCGUCGGCGGCCCGGCGCGCUCCGGCGAGGUCAGGUUCGGGAACUGGCGGGAGAAGCUGCGGCAGUCGGGGUUCCACGGGGUCUCCCUCGCCGGCAGCGCCGCGGCGCAGGCCACCCUCCUCCUCGGCAUGUUCCCCUCCGACGGGUACACCCUGGUGGAGGAGAACGGCACGCUGAAGCUGGGCUGGAAGGACCUCUGCUUGCUCACCGCCUCCGCCUGGAGGCCGCUCGCCCCCCACCACCGCCAUUACCCGCUUCCGCCAGCCACCGCCGCCGGCCUCGUAGGAACUAGUUAAUCACCAGAAACGGCCAUCGUGUAGUCUGAGAGAACACACUAUCAACGUCAUUUUCUUCUUCUCCUUUAAAAUUCUCCCCCAAAAAUUUCAACGGAAGCGCCGCCGCCGGCACGAGCGCGUGGACCGAGCUGGGCCUGGGCCAGGAGUAGCGACCGGCAGCGCUUUAUUCAUUUCUUCCGAAUGAGACGUCGUUUUCUUGUGGCUGACCAAGAUGGGAAAAGGGUAGCAGCCUCUGAGCCUGCCAUGUGUCUAGUUCUUAUUGGAAUGCGUGCUCUCAUUCCUCUUCAUCUUCUUCCCAUGUACCAUGUGGAUCAUGAAUGAGAUUUUGAUAUUUUAGGGUUAGUCUUAA
This is a messenger RNA of Zingiber officinale, 2675 nucleotides long. Its product is annotated as protein SCARECROW-like. Gene Ontology annotation, molecular function: DNA-binding transcription factor activity; sequence-specific DNA binding. Gene Ontology annotation, cellular component: nucleus. The transcript is spliced from 2 exons. Gene Ontology annotation, biological process: gravitropism; maintenance of protein location in nucleus; regulation of DNA-templated transcription. The coding region runs from base 455 to 2326 and encodes 623 amino acids. The record is from RefSeq and is a predicted model, not a curated record. Lineage: Eukaryota; Viridiplantae; Streptophyta; Magnoliopsida; Zingiberales; Zingiberaceae.